This is a messenger RNA of Diversispora eburnea, 1197 nucleotides long. The record is from the annotation of a GenBank genome assembly. Lineage: Eukaryota; Fungi; Glomeromycota; Glomeromycetes; Diversisporales; Diversisporaceae.
AUGAGUUUUGAAGCGCUGGCUACAACAGUUGAAGUCGCAGAAAGUCUUGAUACCAUAGGUAGAUUUAGUAAUCUUGAUAUAGCCAAAAAUACGUUGGGUGCUGUGGGUGCUAUUGGAGAGGCUGUAAAACCUUUUGUGCCGUUGAUUGGUGCUGUAACUCUCGUAAUUUCGGAAAUUGUUGCAGUCUAUGAAACUGCCCAGUAUAAUAAGAAGAUCUGCAAUUCACUUAUGGAUCGUGUAAAUGCUGCUGAAGCAGCCAUCAAAACUUUAAAAAGAAGACAAACUGAAAAUGAACAAAAUUUUCGUAAUCAAGAAUAUUAUAAAUCAUUUGUUCGUUUCGUUGAAAUAAUGAAACGAAUUAAAAAAUUUAUCGGUGAUGUAUCGAACUUACACGGUUACCAAAAAUUUGUACAUUCCGGUUCAGUUAAAAUUAAAUUUGAUUCACUUGUUAGUGACUUUGAUAUAGUAAUGAAGGACUUGCAUUUUACAAUGGCCGUUGCUAAUGAUGAACAAAGAAGGAUAGAUCAAAUGGCUCUCGAAUCUGAUGUUGCAGAUAUGAAAAAGUUUUUGGAAAGAAUAGAAGGUGGCAUAACUGACCAAAAUCAAAAAAUAAAUAUUGUGCUUCAUGAAGUGUCAUUAAUGAAAGAAAAAUUGGAUCAUCCAGAUAGUUCAGAUAAUAAUAUUAAAGAUAUUAAAGCAAAUGAAAUAAAACCAACUGAAUUGAAUGAUCCUUUGAUGUCAAAAGCAACGGAUCGUCGAGGGAAAAGUCCUCAGAUUGUCAAAAAAAUGUAUAAAAAUUUUGAGGUCGCCUGCAAACCAAUAGAUCUUCAAAGUAAUGACCCUAAAGAAGCUUCAAAAAUUCAAGGACAUCUAGCUAUAUUAGGAAAAUUACGAGAAUCACCCAACAUUAUCAGAUUUUAUGGUCUUUCAAAUACAGAAAACUCAGACGUUAUGGUAUUUGAAUGGGCAGAAUAUGGCUCUCUCAGAGACUUAUAUUGUAAAUUUGAUAUUGCAUGGCAUGGAAAAGUACAAAUAGCUCUUGAUAUUUGUCGUGGCCUUACAUUUUUACAUUCUUGUGAUAUUCUUCAUCAUGAUAUUCGAUGUGAUCAUAUUAUGAUGGCUACAGGCUUGAUACCAAAAAUUGCAAAAUUUAAUUAUUCCCGUAUGGCAUCUGGUCCAACCAGUGAUAUGAAGGGC